This is a messenger RNA of Cynoglossus semilaevis (tongue sole), 1463 nucleotides long. Its product is annotated as intracellular hyaluronan-binding protein 4-like. The transcript is spliced from 9 exons. Gene Ontology annotation, biological process: positive regulation of RNA splicing; positive regulation of translational initiation. Lineage: Eukaryota; Metazoa; Chordata; Actinopteri; Pleuronectiformes; Cynoglossidae. The record is from RefSeq and is a predicted model, not a curated record. Gene Ontology annotation, molecular function: RNA binding. Gene Ontology annotation, cellular component: cytoplasm; nucleus. The coding region runs from base 213 to 1307 and encodes 364 amino acids.
CAAACAGUUAAAAUCAGUGGAAACGCCGCUGUUGGGUGUUUACUGGACUUUAUCUAAAUGCUGUACUGUCACAGAACAGCAGGACAACAGACUGAAGUAUAUAUCCCAGUGUAGCAUUUAGGAGACAGUGUGAGCAGACUGCUGUCUGCUGAAAUCAGUCCGUUUUUUUUUUUAAUAUAUAAAUAAAACUAGCGUUAGAUACACAGGCUAAGAUGCUACCGGACGCUUACGGGUGUGCGGUGGAGAACAGGUUCGGGAACCUUCUAGAUGAUGAUGCUGACCCUUUCGACUUAAUCAGCGAGUUGGAACGCGAGAAGGAAAAGAAGAAGAAGAAGAAAAAGAAACAAGACGAGGAGAAGAAAGUCAAGCAGAAAAAACCCGGUCAGAAGGAGUCUCAGAGGGACAGACGCGUCCGUGCCGUCCAUCAAGACCCGGUAUCAGUCUGUAAGCAGCAGACUCAGCAGUCAUGCCCUGGACCAGCUUCUGAGAGCAGAGAUGGCAAAGAGGAGACCCUGAGGGGCAUGAAGAGAGCUGCAGCUGUGGAGCAUAUGGCUGACCAAAGGGAAUACCCCCAGGAAUUUUCUGUCUUUGUGCCAAUCCAUGCAGACUCUGAACUCAGGGGCAGGGGUGGGAACAGAAGGAGAGGAGGAAGAGGUGGUGGAUACACGAGGAACCUUGACACUGUCAACUUGAGGGGCAAGAGAGAAUUUGAACGCCAUAAUGGAACUGGAGUCUCUCCUGAGGAAAAGCGAGGAGGCAGAGGACCCUGGAACUGGGGCUGUGUUGAUGAGGCUGCAAUCGAACUGAUGGAAGUGAUGGACAACACGGCGACUAAAGCUGAAGAACCUGAAACACCAGUGGAUGAUGAAAACCCCAGUCGAAUGGUGGGAGAGGAGGACGGAGAGAUGGUUGUCCAAGUUGCCGUCCAGAUGUCACUGGACGAGUGGAAAGCCAUGCGGGAAAUGAAUCGCCCCAAGAUGGAGUUCAACAUCCGCAAGGCAGAAGACAAGAUUCCUUCAAAGGCCAAGGUCAUCCACAAGUCCAAGCAGGUGGAGAACCUUAAGUUUAUGGAGGCCAUGGAGACUGAAGGAAACUUCUUCCGAAAGUCUGUCAAUGACAUCACUUCCCUCUUGGAUAUAAAUUUUGGGAGUCUCGUUCGUCCCGCCCGUGGUGGUCGAGGACGUGGAGGUCGAGGUGGUGUAGCAAGCCGCCCAGAGAAAGUUAAACCGAUAGUGGAAAGGGAUUCUGAGCUGGCUCCAAACCCUGAUGACCCAGAAGACUUCCCUGUUCUAUCAGCUAGAAGAUAAAACUGGAUUCACUUUAUUUACUUCAUGUAGGGAGAGUUUGUUGCACUUACACUUGCUGGACACUGUUCAUGUUUCUCCUGUCUUAAGGUUUAGGGUUCUGUUGCACUUAAAGCACAAAUUAGCAUUUGACAGAAGCUGAAUAAAUGCUAAGGCAAA